Messenger RNA from Perca flavescens (yellow perch), 3532 nucleotides. It is a transcript of the gene nadk2, whose product is annotated as NAD kinase 2, mitochondrial. Gene Ontology annotation, biological process: NADP+ biosynthetic process; NAD+ metabolic process. Gene Ontology annotation, cellular component: mitochondrion. The transcript is spliced from 12 exons. The record is from RefSeq and is a predicted model, not a curated record. Lineage: Eukaryota; Metazoa; Chordata; Actinopteri; Perciformes; Percidae. Bases 614 to 1936 code for a protein of 440 amino acids. Gene Ontology annotation, molecular function: NAD+ kinase activity.
UAUGACGUAGGGUACGUACCAAGUUGCAUGGUACGUGCAGCGUACAUACAGUGUUCUCGUUUAUUAUUCUCACCUGGUAACGUGUUUAAAAAUAUUUUGGACAUGAGGACUGUGGCAAAGCUCAAGUGUGGUGUGUGGUAAGAGUAGACCCAGUCGGAAUUGUAAUAGGACCACUCGCUUACGUCUUGUAAGCAAACUGCUAUCGACGUUUAGCUUUGGUAAGCUCAGCUGGGAACGUUAACGUAACGCUAUCUUUGAACCGUACUAAAUACGGUUAGAAGGGUUACUAACUUCAGUUAAAUGGCGAGCUGACUGUUGUUAUUGGUGUUUUUUUUUAUUAACUCGGCUGAGGAAACUCUCCAUUUGGAAAGUAAUAUCUCCAAGUUAUAAACGGGUCCCCAACAGCUCGCUAGGUAACGUUAGAGCAGGUCACCUUCCGUCGCAGCUGUGUGUGUGUGUGUGUGUGUGUGACUUCUUUUACCUCCCCGACUUCUGUGACUGGACAAUAAUAAUAACUUCACCUGACCAGAGGAAUGACAUAUGACCCAGUAUGUCGGCUACGUAACCGCAGAGCCGUCAUUCAACGCGUCUAUUUGGCCAUGUAAUUGAGUUCAUGGUUGUGUGUUCACUUGUAAGAAUGACUCGCCGCUCGGUGGCAAAGUUUGUGUGCCUUGGGAAUCGAGCUGUGAGCCUGCUGUGUGGAAACUCCCUUCGCCCCGUUCACACUUCAGUAUGCAACGUCUCAUCGCAGCAAAAAGCUGGAUUCAAACCGGAAAAAGUAGCAGUGGUUACAAAGACUACGCGAUAUGAGUUUGAACUGCAGCGGUAUCGCUAUGCGGGGCUCUCUGAAGAGGACUUUAAACAGCUGCUUGCUAUGAAGGGCUCCAGCUACAGCGGCCUGAUGGAAAGACACAACAUCCACACUAACAAUGUGGAACACAUUGUGAAGAGCCUGCGGGGACAAGGCAUUGAGGUACAAGUUGUGAAGAGAGGAGAAUAUGAUGAAGAAGUAGUUCGAUGGGCAGAUGCCAUUAUCUCUGCUGGAGGUGAUGGGACAAUGCUACUUGUUGCCAGUAAGGUUUUAAGCAAGGACAAACCAGUUGUUGGAGUUAAUACAGACCCUGAGAGGUCAGAAGGUCAUCUGUGCCUGCCUGUGCGGUACACUCAUGUCUUCCCAGAGGCACUGGCGAAACUCUGUCGUGGUGAGUUCAGGUGGCUGUGGCGUCAGAGGAUCCGUCUGCACUUAGAGGGCACAGGAAUCAAUCCCACCCCCGUGGACCUGCAUGAGCAGCAGCUGAGCCUGGAGCAGCACAGCCAAGCUCACCGCAUCACCACCAUGGGCCGUCACCAAAGGACAGGAACACUACAUGACAGCGUCUCCAAACCUAGACUCCUCCCGAUCAGAAGCCUGAAUGAAAUCUUCAUCGGAGAAUCUCUGUCCUCCAGGGCUUCCUACUAUGAGAUCUCUGUGGAUGACGGCCCGUGGGAAAAGCAGAAGAGUUCAGGACUCAGCAUUUGUACAGGAACGGGAUCCAAAGCCUGUGUUUUCUCUCUCUUGGUCAGGUCAUAUAACAUCAACAAACUUGUUGAACAAUCUGUGGAGGAGGUUCUAAAAAUCGGGAAGUCUCAAACAGGUCUUGAUAUCCCGCUAAAUCGUGACUUCAUCGAAAAGGUUACUGACGAAUACAACGAGUCUCUGGUGUUCAGUCCGGAUGAGAGACGUUUGUUCUACAGCAUCAGGGAGCCCAUCGUCAACCGAGUCUUCUCCAGCAGUCGGCAGAGAGGCUUCGCCAGCAAGGUGUCUGUCCGCUCACGGUGUUGGGACGCCUGCAUGGUGGUCGACGGCGGGACUUCGUUCGAGUUCAACGACGGCGCCAUCGCUACACUCAGCAUGAGCGAGGAGGAUCAGCUCCGGACCGUCGAUCUCGAAAACUGAGAAGAGUCCAGAGAACCCGACACUGGACUGGUGUCUCUCAGGCCAGCUGUUUAAAGGGAUGGGGCUCUUCACCUUUUAGCCUGCGCAAGUGUUAAAUAUUUUUAUACCUGGGGGGGGAAAAAAGGUAUUAUUGUUGCUAUUGUUUUAUUGAAUGUGUGCAUUUUCACAAACUAUUUCCAACUCCUUUUUUUUUUUUUUUUUUCUUUUGCUUUUCAUUCUCUAUUCCACUAUCCCCAGGUUAGACCAGGUUUUGAUCCUCUGUGUUCUAAUGGCUUUGAUACAUUUUAGAGAUACUGUGUUAAGCAAUAUUUAAAGUAUGUUACUAUUGACUGUCUUUCAAUGCAUCACAUCAACAGAGAGCAGAGGGAUUGAAUUUGUAUCCAACAAUGUAUUUCAGAUUACAUUUUGUGUUGUGCUUUCACACCCGUGUAGCUUUCAGUUAAUGACCUUUAAUUGAUAAGAAUGAAGUUAUUCUAUAUAUAUAUAUAUUUUUAUUGUCAACAAAUCUCAAAAUGAGUCCGACUCACUACUUUCUGACCUCCCAAGCGGUCUGUGUCACUCAACCCUAAGUCCAUUUGUUCUUACUGAAGACAUAAGUCUUGGAAAACAGCUCACAAAUAUAAUAAUAAAAACUCCUUUUUUUUAAUGAACACUACUCAAACAGGAGGAAAUGGUGCAUUUGGUGGAUUAUUUUCAGCAACAGAUUAAUGACACUUGGUACUUUUGUGGCAGCAGGACGGUGUGUGUGGGGGAUUGAGUCAAAAUAAAUCUAGUGUGGGUGUUCCUGGUAAUGGAAGGCACUGGGUGAUGUCGUUUGGCUCUGCAAAUGGGAUUUGUAUAGAUUACCAGACUUUCAAAAGUCUUAAUUUGUGCUUGUAUAAAGGUUUAUCUAUAUGGUUAACUGAAAGCCCAGUGGCUGUCUGUUACGUCUUGUUUGAUGACUAAAGAUAUUUUUGGAACAAAGCUUAUAUUUUUUCUAGCUCUUUUAAGCCAUUUGAGCUACGAAUUAAGUUUGAUUAAGAAAGACAAAAACAGAUUGAAAUGCACUAAAAACACCAUGCUUUAAAGGGGCAUGUUUAGGUCAAAAGUAUGUCUUGUAACCUUUCAAAGACCGGAUGUUUAGCUUUAGGAGUGCUCCUGAAAUGGCAGCAUGUGCCUAUUUCCACAUCCAAAACUACAGGGUGUAUACUAUAUCUGAUAUGAAGUGAAACAAACAAAUGGCUUUUAACCAGUAAAGCCACAUGAAACUAAAUGCUUAAACGAUGCUGUAUAUGGUGAUGCUGAAAUUCUAAAUCACAGUCUGACCAACGUGGUGGUGUAGUCGUAAUGAUUUCAAAUAUUGAAUACAAAUCUAGUCGGUCUCUUGUGUGCACUUGUAAUUCCACUUGAUCAGUUUAACUUUUUUUUUUUUGUUUCAACUUGUAUAUAUAUAUAACCCCUCUCUGCCUUUUUUUUUUUUUUUUUUUUUUUUUUUAGGACUAGUUUCCAAAAACAAUCAGGAAAUUGUAAUAUGCAGCGUUCCUCAUGAGUAUAUUGUGUCAGUGUGUUAGGAUGUGCUUUGUUUUUGAAUCAGAUAAAGUGAAAUGGAAAAAGAAA